AUGGAAAUUGACGCAGCUUGUCAAGAUAACGGUAUUUAUUCACUUUCAGAAGCCAGAAACGAAGAAAUAAAGAGAAAUUUUUUGGAGAUUUAUAAGAAGUUCAUUGACGAAGUAGAACCAAACUGCAUACUUGAUUGGUUGAUCCAGGAAAGAGUUCUGAAUAUUGAAGAAAAAGAACGCAUAUCCAGCCAACCAACAAGACACGAGAAAUGUCGAGUUUUGUUAGAUAAACUUUUCAUGACAUCAAAUAAAAUGGCUUUCAUCUUGGUGUACAAAGUUUUAUAUCAAGAUUACAAUUGGCUCGCUAAAGAUAUAGACGAUUCGAUCAAUAAGGAGAGAAAAUGUGUUCUACCAGCCCCAAAUGAAUUACAACACAAGUUAAAUGCAGCAAAUGCUACUAUAGCAGAUUUACAAACUGUAUUAAAAUUAAAAGAUAAAAACAUACUAGAUCUUGAAAACAGGCUUUCUAAAAUGAAAGAAAAACUCGAGCAGCUUGAACAAAGGCAGAACAAAGUGAAAGACAUGUCACAAUUUGCUCAAGAGUUGAAUGCAAAAACAGAAGAAAUACAAAAGCUAGAAAGCCAUAUAAAUAUUUUGCAGGACCAAAUAAAAAAUGCUGCAUCAAUGAACAAAAGCAGUGAUGCCUUGGAUGCAAAUGAGCACUUUUCAGAUGCUCCAAUAACUGAUGACACAAAGAAGCAGAAGUCUCUUACGAGAAAAAUAAAACUUGUGAAUUACAGUGGCUCAUCUUUUGAUUUGUGGCAAGGAACAUUCGGAUCAUGCAACAAAUUGGUGAUGAUAAAAGACCUGCUAGACAAUACAUCUGAAACUCAUAUUAGUAAUUUUAUCAAGGAAACCGAAAUUUUGAAACAGUUAAAUCAUCCAAGAUUGUGUAAUCUUUUAAAUAGUUCCACAGUUGGAAGUAAUUAUUAUAUGGUUUUUGAAGGUACAAAUUUGCCAAACGCUUUGACUGUCUUUAAAUGUAGAACGUUCCCAGUAGAUGGAGAUGACAUCCUCCGAUGGGUUGUGCAAUUAGCUUGUGGAUUAGAUUAUCUUCACUCACACCUAAUACUUCACCGAAAUGUUUAUAUUCAAAACAUCAUCCUUCACAAUGGUUUAAGAUCUAUCAAGCUAUUCAAUUUUUCAUAUGCCAAACAAUUGAAAACAUUUCAAGACACGAUUGUGGAAGAAAAUCAAAAUGUAAAUGCUAAGUCCACUGCCCCGGAAGUCAUUUUGAGGAAUGAAUGGUCUUUAAAAAGCGAUGUGUGGUUAUUUGGAAUGACUGCGCUAAAAAUAUACUUACGUGGAUGCAAGUUAUUUCCAGGAAUGACUCAACGGGACAUUAAAAAUUAUAUGUCUCGAUGGACAGCUGAAGAGUUCGAUAAACAAUUUUGUAACGCGAAAAAUUUUAGAAACACAAAUCGUACUCAUCUAAAACGUUGUCUGGAGCACGAGUGUUUGGAAAGACCGGACAUGUUACAACUUUGCUAUUAUUCUUGUUAUGUAGAAAAUUUAGUUCCAAGAAUAACUACAUUGAAGAACAUACUCUAUGUUAUAGUGGUUUCUUCAAGUUCAAUAAAAUGUUUCAAAAAGUCUAAUAAGUUUCAACGAAUUCAAUCAAUAAAACUUGGUCAAAAAAAAUCGAAAUCAUUAACAAACUUCAUAAAAUUGCAUAGGACUAGUUCAUCAUCUUCGUUUGAUUCUAGCCGGUCAAGUAUUAAACAAAUUACUUAUAGCAGCAACGUACUAACAAGUAUAGCAUCAUCUGAAUAUGGCCAAUGCAUAUAUGUGCUGGAUGGAUUCAAAAAAAUAAUUUUCCAAAUAAGUGCCGAUAAACGUCGAAUCAUUAAUUGUUUUGAAGCAUGUCCUGGUGCACACAGUCUUUCAGUUACAGCGGAUAACAAUCUUCUUCUUAACUGUCGUCUAGAUGAAAACUUUAUUUUAGAAUGUAAUAACAGUGGUCAGAAAACGAGGAUCAUCAACACAGAAUUUCCAGAUAGUGAACCACGCAAAGCUAUUAAACUUAAUGAUGUCCAAUAUUUAUUUUUUCACAAAUUAAAAAAUGUUAGAGACGAUGUUUUAACUGUUAAUGUAGUUGACAACGACGGUAUUCCAUCUUCUGGUUAUGGAAAACUAUGUUUGAAAAAUAUAUCUGAUGUUGCAAUUCAUCGGCCAUCCAGAACAAUAUUUUUAACCGAUUACAAUGCUAAUAAAGUGAUGUUUAUAGACCAAUACAUGAACUCCGAACCUCGGGAAAUUUUAAAUACUGAAAAUGGAAUAUUUAACCCCGUAAAAAUUUACGUAAGCGAUGAAGGUCAAAUUUUUGUUGGUCUGAUUUCAGGGACAAUAAGGUUUUUUCAAUUUCACUGGAAAUAA
Molecule: messenger RNA, 2376 nt
Organism: Helobdella robusta
Lineage: Eukaryota; Metazoa; Annelida; Clitellata; Rhynchobdellida; Glossiphoniidae
Exons: 8
Coding region: 1-2376 (791 amino acids)
Biological process (GO): innate immune response; regulation of apoptotic process; protein phosphorylation
Cellular component (GO): extrinsic component of cytoplasmic side of plasma membrane
Molecular function (GO): ATP binding; signaling receptor binding; protein kinase activity
Source: RefSeq, a predicted model, not a curated record